Molecule: messenger RNA, 1233 nt
Organism: Chanos chanos (milkfish)
Lineage: Eukaryota; Metazoa; Chordata; Actinopteri; Gonorynchiformes; Chanidae
Gene: sec14l8
Product: SEC14-like lipid binding 8
Exons: 12
Coding region: 10-1233 (407 amino acids)
Cellular component (GO): cytoplasm
Source: RefSeq, a predicted model, not a curated record
UCGGGUAAAAUGAGUGGCAGGGUCGGAGAUCUCAGCGCGAGGCAGGCUGAGGCGUUGGCGCAGUUCCGAGAGAAGGUUCAAGACAUCCUUCCGCAGUGUCCAUCUCAGAGUGACCACUUUUUGCUUCGCUGGUUAAGAGCCAGAAAUUUCAAUGUGUCCAAAGCGGAGGCAAUGCUGCGCAAGCACCUGGAGUUUCGAAAACGGAUUAAAGCCGACACGAUAACUACUGAAUGGAAACCUCCGGAGGUGAUCGAGAAGUACUUCUCGGGCGGGAUGUGCGGUUAUGACCGCGAGGGGAGCCCCGUGUGGUACGAUGUCAUCGGACCCGUCGACCCAAAGGGACUCCUCCUGUCCGCAUCCAAACAGGACUUCAUAAAGUCCAAGGUCCGAGACUGUGAGAUGCUGCAGAAGGAGUGUGAUUUACAGUCUGAAAGGCUGGGAAAGAAUGUAGAGUCCAUAACAAUGAUCUACGACUGUGAAGGACUUGGAUUAAAGCACUUAUGGAAGCCAGCCAUAGAGACCUAUGGAGAGGUUCUCACCAUGUUUGAGGAUAAUUACCCUGAGGGUCUAAAGAAACUGUUUAUUAUUAAAGCGCCCAAAAUCUUCCCCGUGGCGUAUAAUCUGGUCAAACCCUUCCUGAGUGAGGACACACGCCGAAAGAUCGUCAUCCUCGGCCCGAACUGGAAGGAGGUCCUGCAGAAGCAUAUAGAGCCUGAGGAACUUCCGGCCGUGUACGGGGGCAAACUCACUGACCCUGACGGUGACCCUCGCUGCAGGACCAGGAUAAAACACGCAGGGGUGGUGCCCAAAUCCUACUAUGUGCGUGACUCUGUUAAGGUCCAGUAUGAGCAGGUGGUGACGAUUGGUCGUGGUUCUUCCCACCAGCUGGAGUACGAGGUCCUUUUGCCUGGGAGUGUAUUACGGUGGCAGUACAGCAGCGAGGAUGCGGACAUUGGCUUCGGCGUGUUUAUGAAGCCCAGAGCCGGGGAGAGGCAGAGGGCAGGACAAAUGGCCGAGGUUUUGCCCUCUCAGCGAUACAACGCUCACCUGGUACCUGAGGAUGGCUCUCUCACCUGCGCUGAGGCCGGAGUGUACGUGCUACGCUUUGACAACACAUACAGCAUCCUUCAGUCCAAAAAAGUGAGUUUCACUGUGGAGCUUCUCCUUCCCAACAACCAAUCACAGGCUGAGAAGAGUGGAGUGACAGAUGAGGAGGUCAGAAGCAGCCAGUAA